CACGUGACCAAGGUCAAUCCAAACUGUAGGCUCGUCGAGGCGGAAUGCACUGACUGUCUGCAAUGGUGCGCGAUGUGAGCAGAGGCGUUGCGCUGCCUCCAGCUCGGUCGGCAGCUAAUAAGACACGUGCAAAGCCAGCAAGAAGGAUCCUGAGCGACUCUGAAGACGAAGCAUCUGACGAGCAGCAAGCUAGCGUAGCGUCGACUAGCGGGAGUGACAGCUACGGCGAGGCCUCUCCUAGGCUUUCAAAACCGUCGAAGAGCGUGUCAGCAGUCGUCAAGGGCAAGAGGCCUGCGCAAGCAGCCCUGGGAAAACGCGCACCCCUAGAGCCAGUCUCACUCAACCGUCCUCCUUCGCGACUGGAGACUGCUACACGACUGCCAUCGAUUAGCGUGUCACAUACGAACGGAAAUGUUUCCUCCCCGCAAGGUGUAGCCAAAGGCAAGAAACGUCUUAGCGGCAGACCGUCCUUAUCGGCCCAAAGACGCGUCUCGACUGCCGCAGGAUCCAGUCAAGCAGAUCCGACAGAAGCCUCUACGUCUCAAGUGGGUUCCCCGUCCGGAUCGUCGGCGGCAAUUGGCAUGGGUCAAGCUCCCGUGCAUCGCGUAGGCGCACUCGCAGCCGCCGCCGCCCGGCGCGUGGCCUCGAAUGUGGGAUCAGCAGACACAGGACCGCCACUGCCGUCGAUCAGUGUCGAGGUCAUGAACACGAACUAUGAAGAAUGGAUGAAGCUUGCUACCGAUAAUAAAAUCAAUUCGAGCAAUACAUGGGCAUUUGCACUUAUUGACUACUUUCAUGACAUGUCGCUCCUGCGCAAUGGACCUGGCGAUUCGUCUAUCAAUUUUCAGAAAGCAAGCUGCACACUCGAGGGUUGCAUAAAGAUCUGGACUUCUCGUGUCGAUUCCGUCGCGACAGAGACGGGCAAGCUGCUGUCUGGUUUGGCAGAUGACGCCUCGCCUUCAUCGCUCGCCGACCAGGAUGACGAAGCAGAAGAAGGCGACGAUCAGGAAGGCGAGGGUACGAACAGGCGGCGAAAGCGAGCCAAACGAAUAGCGCCUACGCUCGCAGAUUCAUAUGACAAGCUCAAAGUCAAAAGCUUCGAUCUCGAGUUUACAGUCGAUCCACUGUUCAAGAAGACGAGUGCAGACUUUGACGAAGGGGGCGCAGCCGGCAUACUCAUGAACCACCUGGGCUGCGAUGAGAAGUUGCGCGUUGUGUUCGACUCGGGCGACGCUGCUGUCGAUGAUCAAGAGCAGGACGAGUCUAGUGAGGCGGCAGGGAAGCCUCACGCCGAGCCAAGCCUUCAGCUGGACUUGACAGACCUCUUCAGCCUGCUGCCUCCCGAUCUGACAGAUCAGGGCGAAUUUGCCGGGAUGAGCAUUUGUCCGAGCAUGGCUGCCUUCAAAUUCUCGGCAGACGAUUCGCUUUUCGACUUGUCUGCGCUCAAGACCGCACUGGGUGCUAACCCUUCUGAUGCUUUACAAAGCAUGGCAGCCGAUUUGACUAGCGAGCGAGGUGCCUCCCUGGGACCGACCAUGGACUUCUUCGACGAUUAUGAUGGCGGCGGCGGGGGCAUGAGCGGGCCAGAAGGUGGCGCGGAUGAGAACGAUGACGGUGCCCACACUUCUCGAGCCAAUUCUCAAGGACCGCUAGAAGCCUUUGAUCCUCGUACUGCGCCCAACGAGCGCCAGGUCAUGCUGGCCAUGAACGAGCGCCAAGGCAACAACGGCGACGAGAUGUUCGACUACUUUGACCAUGCCUUUGCGAAGAACUGGGCUGGGCCCGAGCAUUGGAAGAUGCGGAGAGCUCCUCCGCCCAAGAGGGUUGUGAUAGCAGACGGCGAAGCGAAGACUAAGAAGGACAAGGCGAGCUCUUUGAUCGAUUUCUUCAGCCCAGCUCCAAUCGCAUCGAAGAAGCUUUUCGAGACAUCCUCUGCGUCCACGACUUUGCCAGCAACACGUCGCAAGUCGAAGAAGACAGCCGCUCGGUCGCGCGAUGAUCACACGCUCCCAGACGACAUGCAAUUCAAUUCACGCCAGCUGCUGAGGCUAUUCCUGAAGCCAAGAGCGGAAGUGACAAUGCGGCGGCAUGGCUCGCGCAUUGCUACCGUUGUCACUGCUGCGCAGAAGGAUACUGAAGAGAUCGAUUCGGAUUAUUGGGCAAAACAGGCGAGCCUUAACAAUGCAGCGCAAGUCGGAGACGACUUUGAUGAUGCUGAUCAGGGCAUGCCCGCUUUGCCCUUUGAAUCCCAAUUCUUCCACGAGCCAGGCUACGAACCCGACGAAUUUGAUGAUCUACCGAUGGGCAUGGGCGACGGCGCAGAAGGCGAGAUCGGCGCGGACGCGAGCAUCAAGGAGCAAGGCGGUGACGACCUACUGGCAGCGACGCAACAUGAAGUCAAGCGUGUCAGACCGGAAUUCGUUGAGUAUAGCAAAAAGGCAAAGCGAGUUGACGUCAAGAAGCUCAAGGAGAAUAUCUGGAAAGAGCUCAACAUCUUGCCUCCGCUCGAAGCUGCCCCUGUCGGUACUGUUCAGCCGGCGCGAACAUUCGACAAUGUCAUCACUGGCUUGCGAAAGACAUAUCCAAAGGACAAGAUGGAAGAGAUCAGCACGAGCUUUUGCUUCAUUUGUCUCUUGCAUCUCGCCAACGAGAACGGCCUCAACAUCACGAGCGUCAAGGAUGAUGAUGAUGAUGAGCAGCUGGAUGACUUUGCCGGCAAUCCCGACCCAACGGAUGCCAUCAUUGGAGGUCUUCAGAGCUUGCGCAUCUCAUCGCAAGUGUGAAUGCAUUGUUCGUUGAGCCUACCGGUCUCCGACCCGCCGCAUCUGGGUUGGACUGUACGCGCAUUGGACUCUUUCGCAACUUUGUAUGACUGCCGGACGAUGAGCGAAAGACAAUGGUAUCGGAUGUGCUUACACGCUCGUGGGUAAACUUGCGUACAGAUUGCCGGGUAAUUCGGUCGACCGCCACAUCUGACUGUCAUCGUGCAGCCUUGGUCCUGGAUUCGGUGCUCCGACCAGCUCGCAAUUACGCGCUGUUCGAACUGGACUUCGCAGCAUGUAUGGAACGCCGU
Messenger RNA from Mixia osmundae IAM 14324, 3073 nucleotides. RefSeq lists its product as uncharacterized. Gene Ontology annotation, biological process: mitotic chromosome condensation. Bases 63 to 2783 code for a protein of 906 amino acids. Gene Ontology annotation, cellular component: condensin complex. The record is from RefSeq and is a predicted model, not a curated record. NCBI's taxonomy places the organism in Eukaryota, Fungi, Basidiomycota, Mixiomycetes, Mixiales, Mixiaceae. The transcript is spliced from 4 exons. Gene Ontology annotation, molecular function: chromatin binding.